Molecule: messenger RNA, 2190 nt
Organism: Anopheles marshallii
Lineage: Eukaryota; Metazoa; Arthropoda; Insecta; Diptera; Culicidae
Gene: Gpo1
Product: glycerol-3-phosphate dehydrogenase, mitochondrial
Exons: 6
Coding region: 1-2190 (729 amino acids)
Biological process (GO): glycerol-3-phosphate metabolic process
Cellular component (GO): glycerol-3-phosphate dehydrogenase (FAD) complex; mitochondrion
Molecular function (GO): calcium ion binding; glycerol-3-phosphate dehydrogenase (quinone) activity
Source: RefSeq, a predicted model, not a curated record
AUGGCAUCGAGACUACGAAAAUUCGGCGUAACAGCAGCCGGUAUAGCGAUAGGUGCCGCUCUGUCCACCUAUGCCCUGCAGCACAAAGAUACGCCUCAGUAUCAGGUUCAAAUGGAGGAAAUGCAACGUGUUCGGCGUAAGCGUACACUGCCUCCACGAUCAGAACAGAUCCGGGCGCUACAGAGUGGUGAAGAGUACGACGUACUGAUCAUCGGCGGUGGAGCUACUGGUGCAGGCUGUGCACUGGAUUCGGUCACCCGAGGUCUUAAAACGGCGCUGGUUGAAGCGGACGACUUCGCUAGUGGUACCUCGUCCCGAUCUACCAAGCUCAUCCACGGUGGCGUACGAUACCUGCAGAAAGCAAUUCUCGGUCUGGAUAUCGAGCAGUAUCGCAUGGUCAAAGAGGCUUUACACGAGCGUGCUUCUAUGUUGCGGUCGGCUCCACAUCUGACGCGACCUCUGCCGAUCAUGCUACCCGUUUACACUUGGUGGCAGAUUCCGUACUUCUGGGUCGGUAUCAAGGCGUACGAUUUCGUUGCGGGCGAUCGUAACGUGAAAAGUUCGUACUAUCUUUCGAGGGCUGACGCGCUCGAGCUUUUCCCCAUGCUGCGCGGUGAUAAACUGUGCGGAGCUAUCGUGUAUUACGACGGGCAACAGGAUGAUGCGCGUAUGAACCUGGCCAUCGCACUGACCGCGGCCCGCCAUGGCGCCUCAAUCACGAAUCACGUCGAGGUGUUGGAGCUGCUGAAGAAAAAGGGCGCCGACGGCAAGGAUGUGCUGUGUGGAGCUAAGGUUCGCGAUAACAUGAGCAAAAAAGAAUGGACGAUUAAAGCAAAGUGUGUCAUUAAUGCGACCGGUCCGUUCACGGAUUCCAUCCGUAAGAUGGAUAACCCGACGGUGAAGGAAAUCUGUUGCCCCAGCUCCGGUGUGCACAUCGUACUGCCGGGCUACUACAGCCCGCAGCAGAUGGGUCUGCUCGAUCCGGAUACUUCUGAUGGACGUGUGAUCUUCUUCCUGCCCUGGCUAAACGGCACCAUCGCAGGCACGACCGACUCGCCGUGCGAUGUAACGCGCACUCCAACUCCCACCGAGGACGAGAUCCAGUUCAUCCUGAGCGAAAUCAAGAACUAUCUCAACAAGGACGUAGAUGUGCGCCGUGGUGAUGUGCUUUCGGCAUGGAGUGGCAUCCGGCCUCUCGUAUCCGACCCGAAUAAGGAAGAUACUCAAUCGCUGGCGCGUAACCAUAUCGUGCACGUAAGCGAUUCCAAGCUGGUUACGAUCGCAGGCGGUAAGUGGACGACUUUUCGUGCCAUGGCGGAGCAUACGAUCGAUGCAGCGAUUAAGGCGUGUAAUCUUAAGCCCGAGCGCGGCUGUGUCACUGAUGGGCUGUGGAUUGAAGGGGCCCAAGGUUGGACUCCGACCAUGUACAUUCGCCUGGUACAGGAUCUGGGGCUGGAAGUGGAGGUGGCCAAACAUCUCGCCAUAUCUUACGGCGAUCGUGCGUUUGCCGUUGCCAAGCUGGCUACACUGACUGGCAAGCGAUGGCCUAUCAUUGGUAAGAAGCUGCAUCCAGAGUUUCCGUACAUCGAUGCAGAGGUGCGUUACGGUAUUCGCGAGUAUGCGUGCACUUGUGUGGACAUGAUCUCGCGCCGACUGCGGUUGUCGUUCUUGAACGUGCAGGCCGCUCUGGAAGCGCUUCCCAUGAUUGCGGAUAUCAUGGCAGAGGAGCUAAAAUGGUCGAAGGACGAAAAGGAACGCCAGAUAAAGAGUUGCGAACACUUCUUGCAAACGCAGAUGGGUCACCAGGCCAACCGCACCCUGAAGGAGAAGGUACCGAUCAAUCUAGCCAAGCAAGAGGUAGACAUGUAUGUGAAGCGCUUCGAGACUAUCGAUAAGGAGAAGAAGGGUUACGUGUCGAUUACCGAUAUUAAACGUGCCAUGAAGUCGUUCGGAGACGCAGAAGUUAGCGGUGAAGAGCUGCACGACAUUCUGAAGGAAAUUGAUACCAACAUGAACGGACAGGUCGAGUUGGAGGAGUACCUACAGAUGAUGUCAGCCAUCAAAUCCGGCUUCGUGUCGCACUCCCGGUUUGCGGCCGUCGCGGAACAGGAGGAAAUCCGCAAGGAACAGGAACGUCUACGAAAGCAGAUCACCAUCGAACGUUCUGGAGCCACUAGUCAACGAAAGUGA